AUGCCCCGACUGCCCGGCCGCGCGGGGCUGCUGCUCGGCGUGGGGCUGCUGGCGGCGCUGCUGGCCGCGGGCCGGGCGCUCCCCCUGAGGAAGCCGCGGCCCCGGGGCCCCGCGAGGCUGGCGGAGGUACCAGCCUCCCCAGAUCGCAGCUCUCCUAGGGAAGAAGAGGGGAUCCCACCGCUCCCCAGAACCCGCUUCCAGGCAGGGCCACGGCGGCACAGGCGUCGGGCUCUCAGUGAGCCAGCAGCCCUGAGCCCAGACAAGGCGACCCCUCCCAGGACCCUGGAGGAUGCUCCCUUGCUGCUUGAGCUGCAGAAGCUGCCAGGAUUGGCCAACACAGACUUGAGUGCCCCAAACCCCAACAUCCAGGUGACCAUCGAGGUGGUGGAGGAUCCGCAGGCCAAGGUGGAGAUGGACCUACCCAGCAAUCGCUGGCCACAGGAUGCCUCAAGCUGGCUGCCCACCAAGGAGCUCUUCUGGCCCCUAUUCUGGGGGUAUCUAGAGGGAGAGGAGGGAAGGACUGAUCUCAAGGGCAGAGCCCCAGGGGAAGAAGAGGAGGAGGAAGAGGAGGCGGAGGAGGAUUACCCUGUAGAGUACAGCGAGAGUGAGGACCAGGAGGACAGCGAUGACGAGGAGGAGCUUGGGUUCAGUGGGGCCACAGGCAGCUGGGAGCAGGGCUGGCUGGCCCCUGGGGACUGGGCCUUCAAGGAGCCUGAUGGCUAUGAUGAUGAGCUUCCAGAGGAGUGGAACCCCUGGUUUCCCUGCAGUGGGAGCUGCAGCAGCGGCAACCAGAGAAGGACUCGUCCCUGCGGCUAGGCCUGCACUGCCACCGAGUCCCCGGUCUGUGACCUGCCCCCUUGUCCUGGCACCGAGGAGAAGGACCCCUUGGGCUUCCCCAGUGAGGGGUAGCAGCCACUGGCCCACAAUGCUACGGACAUGCUCAGCCCAGAUGUGGACAGCUGCGAGAAGUGGCUGAACUGCAAGAGCGACUUCCUGGCCGAGUACCUGCGCCGGGUGCUGCAGGACCUGCCCAGCUGCCCGUGCGCGUACCCGCUGGAGGCCGAGGCCCGCGCCGUGAGCCUGCAGGACGAGCGCCGGGGCCGCAGCUUCCGCUGGAGGGACGCCAGCGGCCCGCGGGAGCACCUGGACGUGUACCAGCCCACGGCGCGCUUCUGCCUGCGCUCGCUGCGGUCGGUGGAGAGCAGCACCCUGGCCGCCCAGCACUGCUGCUACGACGCGGGCAGCCGGCUGCUGACGCGGGGCAAGGGCGCAGGCGCCCCCGACCUGGUCAGCACCGACUUCUCGCCCGAGCUGCACUUCAAGGUGGACACGCUGCCCUGGAUCCUCUGCAAGGGGGACUGGAGCCGCUACCACGCCGCGCGGCCCCCCAACAACGGCCGGGCCUGCGCCGACAACCCCCCCGAGGAGGAGUACCUGGCGCAGCUGCAGGAGGCCAAGGAGUACUAGCGGGGGCGCGGGCGCGGCCCUCACCCUGCCUCUGCCCUGCCUCUGCCCGACCCGGACAGGCCCCCUGCCUGUGAACCCAGGGCAGAGUUGCCUGGGAGGCAGGGAGGAGCUGGCUGGACCUCAGGGGCACCUUCACUAGUUCUUGGGGACAGGAGGACUUCCAAGUCAGAGACCCUGCACUGUCACUCCUGGCAUUUGGGGAAGAACAGAGACACAUCAGAAAGUAGGAUGAGACAAGGUGUGUCCAGAGCCAUCGCCUAGAGAUGCUCAGAGAGCCAGAUGUUUCCAUAACCAUCACACCUGGAGGACCCUGAGAUCAUGACCAGAGCUGAAAUCAAGAAUUGGCCACCCAACCGACUGAGCCACCCAAGUGCCCCAGCAGAAACUUUAUUAAACACUUGAACACAUUGUCUAAA
This is a messenger RNA of Canis lupus familiaris (dog), 1883 nucleotides long. It is a transcript of the gene ISM2, whose product is annotated as isthmin 2. The transcript has 9 exons. Lineage: Eukaryota; Metazoa; Chordata; Mammalia; Carnivora; Canidae. The record is from RefSeq and is a predicted model, not a curated record.